Syngnathus acus (greater pipefish) is the source of this 6131-nucleotide messenger RNA. It is a transcript of the gene zbtb34, whose product is annotated as zinc finger and BTB domain containing 34. Gene Ontology annotation, biological process: regulation of transcription by RNA polymerase II. Gene Ontology annotation, molecular function: RNA polymerase II cis-regulatory region sequence-specific DNA binding; protein binding; DNA-binding transcription factor activity, RNA polymerase II-specific. The transcript has 2 exons. The record is from RefSeq and is a predicted model, not a curated record. The coding region runs from base 185 to 1861 and encodes 558 amino acids. NCBI's taxonomy places the organism in Eukaryota, Metazoa, Chordata, Actinopteri, Syngnathiformes, Syngnathidae.
CACUUUGUGGGUUGAGAACAAACUGGAUCCCGCCACGUCUUUAUUUAUAAUGGUGCGUAUGUAUGACUUGCAUAAUGUGUCGGGAAUAUGUCGCUAUACAUUGCACCGGCGUAAGCAAGGGAGGGGCUGCUGCAAAACUCGCCGAUAGAAUGAAUGCAAAGAGCCAAAAGAACACUUCCUGUUGAUGCAAAAAUUGCAGCAGCAACUGUCUGACACAUCUGGACUGGAGAGGGGGGGAGGCCUGGCUGUGGCUGUUAGCGAACUGGAGGGGAAUGGACAACGUUUAAUGGCAAUCUGCAGCACGGUGGUUGACAAACUGGAGAAGCAUAUUCAAGAAAUGGACGACGGCAGCUACAUCGAGUUUGAUGUGCCGGAGUUCAGCAACACUGUCCUGACCCAGCUCAAUGAGUUGCGACUACAGGGCAAGUUAUGUGACAUCAUUGUCCACAUUCAGGGUCAGCCAUUCCGCGCCCACAAGGCCGUUCUGGCAGCAAGCUCACCCUACUUUCGAGACCACUCAGCUCUCAGCACCAUGAGUGGCCUUUCGAUCUCGGUCAUCAAAAGCCCCGAGGUGUUUGAGCAGCUUCUAGCAUUCUGCUACACUGGCCAUAUGUCCCUGCAGCUCAAGGACAUUAUCAGUUUCCUCACUGCUGCCAGCUUUCUGCAGAUGCAGGUCAUCAUUGACAAGUGUACGCAGAUCCUCGAGAGCAUCCACUCCAAAAUAAGCCUCCCAGUUAGUAGCCCAGAGAAGGACGAUUCGCAGACAAGUCGCAAUGGGGUCAACGACAGCAACCUCUUUGUCAACCCCACGCAGAUCUCCCCCCCUUACUACUCCCGUCAGAGUCAUGCAGGAAACGAAGCACGCUUGGACCUUGGAGGAAAAGGCCUGAGUCGUGGGCGACUGCAGCAAGAGGAAGGCCAAUCGGAUCGUGGCAGCACCGACAGUGUGUCGGAGCAUGAUGCACCCAUGGAAGGAGAAAUGGAGCAAGUGGAACUUAUUGGUAAAGACGGCCAAGUCACAGACGUGCAUGUGAAAGUAGAGAAAACUGAGAGGCCUACCUACUCCGAUAGUUCCUCAGCUGGCGAUGAUGGCUACCACACGGAGUUGGUGGAUGGAGAGCAAGUUCUGGCUGUUAGUGUGGGGUCUUACGGUCCUGUUAUCCAGUCGGCUGCCUAUUCCUACUCAGGGCUCUCUUCCCCGUGCUUUGUUAACCUCAGCAGCUCCAGCCCGUCCCGUUCCAUCCUCAGCGGCUUCAGAGGUGGAAGAGCCAGAGCAAAGCGCCCACUGGGCAUCCCAGCAGCGGUACUGAGUCACAUCAAACAAGGUGCAGAUGACAGCGAACCCGCUGUGGGACCCACAAUGUUGGAGAACGACGUGCGAGAGCGCAGUCUGAGGAGUCAGUGGUACCCAUACAACGAAAGACUCAUUUGCGUCUACUGCGGUAAGACCUUCAAUCAGAAAGGGAGCCUCGACCGUCACAUGCGCCUGCAUAUGGGCAUCACCCCGUUUGUUUGUAAGUUCUGUGGCAAGAAGUACACAAGGAAAGACCAACUGGAGUACCACAUCCGCGGCCACACGGACAACAAGCCGUUCCACUGCCAGAUCUGUGGAAAAUGCUUCCCGUUUCAGGGCACCCUUAACCAGCACCUGAGGAAGAAGCACAUGGGAGCGUCCGAGGGCAGCAAUCAUAUGGACUCUCCUGAGAGGACGGAGGGAAGCUCGGGUCAGAAGGACCAGAAUGACACCGCUGAGGGGAUAGCCUAUGAGGCGCAAUAUGCAGAAGAGGCACCAGCCAGUGAAAUGGAGGAGAGUUCCAAAUGCAGUCCAGAAGAGGCUCAGGCAUCCAGAUGCGAUUAUUAGGUUCUGCUUCAGGUUCAAGAAGCUUUAAGAAAUGUUUAUUUCAAAUCAUGUUACGGAUUUUUCAGCUCCCUCUUCUAUGGACGUAUCUUUCUUUAAGGGGUGCUACCAAUUUUGUGAACGCUGGGUGUCAAAUGCAGAGCAAAGCGAGUUACUUCGGGAGCUACAUCUUACUAUUUUUGCUGAGAUCCCAUUUAUCUACCCCCCCCCCCCCCCCCAACACCACCGCCCCCCUCCCCAUCUCCCUUCCCACACAGAUGAUUUCUCAUUAUAUCUUUCCAUGUUUUUAGAAACAUAUUUACAGAGUUAUAUAGGCAUGUUGCAAUAAUUGAAAAUGUGAAAGCUCUGGUAAGAUGCUUGUCAUAUCACCUUUUUACCUGACCUGUUUUUGCACAUACGGCCACAAGAGGUCACUCACUCACGCACUCACUAGGAAUGAUCCUUUCUUUUCCUCUUUUUUUUUUUUUUUUUUUUUUUUUAAAUUGCAAAGCUUUUUGUGACAUAUCCGUUCAAUACCUCAUGAUACAACCAACUACACACUCAUCACAGUAUUCUCACUUCAAUGGAACUUACUUGGUUCUACCUCAUAGCUAGUAACCUACCGGGCACAGACAAGUUCACUGUUCGAAAUCCAUUUUAGGGCAUAUGAUGUACAGUAUUUUGCCAAUCCAUUGAAAGAAUAUUCUCUCAUUGUAAAGCCUUCAUAGACAGGGGAAGUAUUCCUUGUUGAUUGUAUGGGUUGGAUUAACAAGCAGGUGAUCUUCUAAAGAGUACAUUUAGGAUUCUCGCGUUUGUUUUUUGGACCCUUUAGCAAGAGACAGAGAAUAGAUGGCCCACUAGAAUAUCGGUUUGCUGUCUAAAGUGUUUUUCCAACAAAACACAUAGUUUUUACCUCAUCGCUAAUACUGGUGGCAUGCUGUUAUAUAAUCACGGUUUUAGAUAUGUAAACUGUGAAAAGGGGGCUCACUUGAAGUCCCACCUAUUCGCCCACACUGGGAUUUGAUAUUUACAUUGUGUAACUUGUUUUGACCCGAAGUAGGUAAGGUAAGGUAAGCUACAACUCAUUUUUCAUUCACUACAGUUGCAACAACUCCGGAUCCGUUCACGCACAGUACAGCAAAAGUACUAAUAUCAAUAAUAUGCAAAAAGCCGCAAAGGAAUCUCAGCCAUUUUGACAUGGUUUGUCUUCCGUUAUUUACGAGUACUAUUGUAUUUUUGUUUUGUUUUGUUAUUUUCUUCCCCCCAUUCUAUCCUACCUGCCGUCUUUCUCUGCAUUGGUGCGGGUCAAAUACUAUUAAUGUAAAGACUAAGGUUGUUUUCAGCAAUCAGUACCACUUUUUGUUUGACAUGUGGUGGCUAAAACAAGAGGAACGUAAAUGUUAAAGGUGGCAAAAGUAUGUGAUACAAAGUAUUGAUGCACUUUGCAAAGUUAGCGGAAGGGAUUGACGUCCCAGUGAUAGUUUGCUGAUCUCGUUUUAAACCCGAUGCUGCAGUGUCAAGAGUUAGUUGGCAGCAGUUACUACACACAACAUGAUGAGACUCUGCAACCACAAGAUUACUAAUAGCUAUGAAUCAUGCAAAUGUCUUGUGUUUUUACUGUUUUAUUGAACCAUGGGGACUGGGGCUUUGGGUAGAAAUUAGUAUAUCAAGACUGUUUUAUAUCCAUUGUGAUUUUUCAUUUUUGAUUCUUAAAAGGCACUUGUAAGGCCUGCUUGAUUAUCCUUUCAUAGCUAUUUGGUCAUUUCAAGCGCAGCAACUUGGUCUCUUUUUGAAACAUCGCUGUCUUAUCCAUCCAAAUGAGUUAAUGCCUUUUUUGUGGUGCAAUUUUGCUAUAUAGCAAUAUGACCUAUUGUUUUGCCAAGUUGGAUUAAGAGGGUGGCCAUUAUUAUAAAUUUCUUAUUUGCAGUCAUUAUCUUUACGAGGCAGUUGAGAGGGUACAUUUCAUUAUUGUGAAUUUCAAUAGAAUUUGGUUAUCAUUCUUUUUUUUCUUCUUUUUUUUUUUAUAGUUGUUUGUUACUUAAAGUCUUGGUUAAUAACCACUUUUUUUCAAUGUCAAAUUGUCAACAGUACUCUUUACAUGAAUGUUUACUCCAUUUAUUUCCGUCAUGUUUGUUUUUGUCCGCUACUGAUUUUUAAAUCUGAUUCUGCCAAUGAUUGCCCAGAAAUGAUUUGCGAGUGAAAGGUACAAGCUGCUUCAUGUUUGUGCCAUGAGUUCACACCAAAGAUUAUCUCAUUAUUUUUAGGUGUCUAUUUUUGAGUGUAUUUCAUAAGUGAAUGCUUACCAAGAGCAAUGGGUUAUUCAUUAAACGUUGCCACGUUAAUUGCUAUUUGAAAGGAAUGUAAGCUCCCCACUUAAAACAAUCAUUUGCAACAAAUCUGAACAAUUUGCGAUUAAUAUCAUAAUUAGCAAUGUUAAUUUAAGCCAUAAAAUAAGUGAUAGUAAAUUGUGUGCAAUAGGUAAUGUAAUUGUGUGAAGCCAAUGUAAACAAAAAAAAAAAGAGUCCUUCACAACCAGUGGCAUUUAAACCUAGUGCCUUCCCACAAGCUUUACAUUUUAGAGUUUGGCACUUAGAAUAAUGUGCCUCAUUUCUUUGUAAAUGGAUUGAAUCAAGAGAUUUUGAUGAAACGUAGCUAGCGACAUUGUAAAGUAGUUUCACGAUGAAAUGAAUUCUCCAAUGUGUCAUCCAUUUUGUACUUUUUCAGCUCAUGUCUUACCCUCUUGUUCCCAUUUUAUCAAAUGAAAGCCUUUUUUUUUUUUUUGCUUCUGAUUUUAUUUUAUUUUCAUGGGACAAAUGACUAUCUGAGGUAGCAAGUGAUAACAAUCAAAUGGGGCUAUUGGGUUGUACUCAGAGAGAGAUUUGUUUAUCCCUCCACUCUAGCCAGUGAGGACAAUCCCAUCUAUGUGCCGUACUUGUUCCGUCUUUCAAUGAAUGAAUGAAGGAAGGAGAUGCAUGGAACACGCAAAUCUACUUCCCUCUCCUGCUCCAAUACAGGCAGGAGAGCAGCUGCUUAAAAAAAAAUAGUAAAGUAUGUGUGCAUUUUAAAUAAACUGAAGGAAAGAAAAAAAACGCGUACCCUAUACUGUAGUUGAAUUGCACGUUUCGCAACCACAAAAAAAAACAAAAAACACAAAAUUAUAUCCAAUUGCCAAUGGAUACUUUCGAAACUUGAGUUCUUUUUGAAAUUUUGUCAUUGAUUGCGCACUUAACAGUUCUCAUGACUAGUACAUUACAGUCCAUCUGGAAAUUGUAUCUAUCCAGCUAUAAUGGCCUCAUUUGCUUAGGCAGGGUCUUUUCCUCGAUAAAAUAUGCUUUUUUUUUUUAAAACUAGUAAGGUUUUGUUUUCCUAUCAAAUAAGUAUAUAAGUCCAUGUAUAGGUAAAUGGCGGGGGUAUUGUUUGAAUGCUUUUCAUGUAGCUAUAUUUACUUAAGUCAUAGUAUACACACAACCAACUGACCUUGACACACUCUCUAGUUGACUUUUGUAAGUUCUUAAUUCCACACUCAAUACAGGAGAUACCAUACGGGCCACACCUAAUCAAAAGGAAGUGUUUACAGGGAAGGCUGUCCGACUACUUUUGAAAUUGCAGCUCAUCCUCUUAAACUCACUUCAGGUAGUUUACAAACACUGAUACUGGCUUGGAAAAAUAAUCUUAGGUCUUCCGUAGCAUUUUUUUUCUUUUUUUUUUUUUUCCCAGUUUCUGUCCACUGUGUAUUAUUAAAAGAAAGCAAUAAACUUUUAUAAAAGUGGUGUAUUUGGAUCAUCAAGCCUAUUGAAAUAUUGGCCUGUUAUAUGAAAUAAACUUAAUGUCAGGGAGCUAUUCAAUUAAAAUAAAACCAGGAAAAUUUGAUAAUGAUUCGUUGCUUUUUUUUUUAUAUAUAUAUAUUCACUGAACACUUUUGGACAGGUUGGCUUCCUCUUUAGAAAAAUAAUUCUCAUGAUAUAUACAUGCAGUGUAUAUAGUAAAGGAAAAAUGAUCAAAUUCUAGUGAACUGCAACAGAAAAACUGAGCAUGUGGCUCAGUCAUCUACUCUGCACUGGGCAGAGUUGCAACUCCAGCUGUAUCAAAAUAACGAAAGGGAUUUUUGGGCUGUUUAGCCAUGUUUUGGGAGUGGGCUGUGUGUUGUCAUGUUCUGAUUUGGUGGACACGUCCGGCUCCUCAGUUGCAGAGACUUUGUUGCAAUUGUUCACAAUAAGAGGGAAGUUAGUAAGCUCAACAUCAGUUCCCUCAACGCACUAUAAUGUCUCUUGCUCAUGUAUUUGGGAACAAGGCU